GGUUCAUCCUCAAUAGACGAUCUUUGACAUGAACCCACUCUGUUCAAAAAGCGCGUCAGAGCAUCGCAUCAUCAUGUGUGAACAUGGCGGCUGUUUACCUCCUCACAUCUUCUCCGCUGUCAGAUAUAAAGCUGUGGACUAUGUGUUUGAGACGACCACCAGUUUGAAAGUCAUGAUGAACUUGCUGGCACUGCCGGCGCCUUACCUGACCGACACCCACCUGUACCCUCACAGUGGCAAACUGCCUGAAGUCACCUACAGGACACCGUGGAUCAGAGGAAAGGUGAUCUCCACCUGCAAACUCUUUGUCAGUGGUUCCGUGCUUGACGACCUGGGAGGAACAAAACAACCUAUGAAUUUUACAGAGAGAUUUAAUGUGACUCUAAAUGAGGUGAACAGGGAUGUGGAGAAGAUACCCUGCUCUAAUCCUGACUCACUUGAAGCUGAGGAUGAGGCUGUUUGCAAUUUAAAAGAGUCACAGGUCAAUGGUUCAUGUCACGAAAUGUUUUUCAAGUUGACAACUGACCAAAUGAAAUCUGGAAAUCAGAACAAAGAUCUCCUCCUGCCUGAAGAGCUCAUUGUUGUUGAUUACCUGCAACAAUUUAAGAGUGAAUUACCCACAUUGAAAACCAAACUGUCCAGACUGAGGACGCUUCCCGUGGCCGACCCUCUGCUGAGCUCAGCGGGAGACACCAUCUCUGAGGACUCAAUAUUCAGGAGAUGUGCGUCUUAUGAAAAACCUCCUGGUUCGUGUGCCAGUGACGCUCACAUGUGUGCAAACAUACAUGAGGACUUUGCCAAAGAAUUGCUCAUGAAGGAAGAGUCUCUGCUCUUACCGGUUGUUGUGGACACUUUUAAAAUGACCACAGAAAACUGCGACUCCUUUUCAAGCAUUUGUGGUCUUUUAGAUGUUGCUCCUGAACUAUUGGAUGAGCAGCUUCCAGUCCUGGAUAUGCUUCAUCAAGAUGCAACAGUGUCAGUGGAUAAAUUCCAGUGCGACUCACCAGAGGAGCCUAAACAAGAAGGCAAGAUGAAUGGAGGCCUGAUAGACUCAAAUCUCAUAGAACGUAUGAUGCUUCCAACUGAAUUGGAGCUGGACGUGUCUCUGACACUGACUCCGAAGACCAGUCACACUCGUCUGUGUCUGUCCACUUCUGAACUCGAGAAGGAAGAGUUGUCACCGCUCUGCAGACGGUCUUUAGUGUCAGUGAAAGCUCACACAGAGAUGGAGAAGGCUCUUUGGAAAGCAGAGAAGCAUCCAACCUUUGUGGUGGGAUUUCUGUUGGCAGAGCCUGAAACACCUGAAGCAGCUGUGGACUUCCAGCCGCUGUCUGAGGCUGUAAAAGUCCUUAAAUUAGAGAAGCAAAGCUUUAUCACUGCUGCUGCUGAACUGAAGUCACAGAUGAGCACAGGAACCUCACAGGUGUAUUUGUGCAGCAACCGUGAGGUCACUGAGAGCAUGAGGUCUGAGCUUCCCUCCACCAGAGAGGAAAAGAUGAAAGACUUUAAAAAGCUGUCACCCGACCAUGAGCUGUUCACAGUUGGAUCCUUCCUGACGAGUCCUGCAAACAAAACUCAGUUACCUCACAUGAAGAAACAGGAAACUUCUCUCCAUACUGAAGCUGACACAGAUGAUUCUCCUCUGCAACAACAAAACCAUGCUGACGCGUCUCAGAACAAACUCCUUAUGCUCAAUGUCAACAUGAACAACAAGGAAGUAAAACCUGCAACACUAACACUUUCAAAACCGGCUGCUGCCUCCAACACCAAGGAGGAAAUUUCCAACGUCAGGUUCUUUGAAGUCGCUGCCCUGUCUUCUGCUCUUCAGAACAACAGAGACACAUAUGACUGUAAGACUGAGCAGAGUGUCCACACUCCUGAGCAGACUGUGUCCUCACCACCGAUUAUCAGAGACAACCACAGACAUCAGCAGGUUACCAGUCGUCCUCCAGAGAAGGAACUUGACCCACUCUCCACCUUCAUGGCACUCAGAUCCCAGCAGGUGGCGCCAGUUACUGCAGCGCCAGUUACUGCAGCGCCUCAGAGCUCAGCCAGUUCUCCAGCACCAGAGGUGGAGCGGGUAACUCCACCGUCUGAGCCGCAUACUCCUCCACAGCAGAUACAAAGAUCAGACAGGAGGCCAAUGUAUAUGAGCGGUUCUGUGUCAGGAAAUGUUACCAGAGAGCAGGAAGCUGCUGGCCAAUGGAAAGGUCAAGUCAUCAGUCAUCCUGUCAGCCAGUCCGACCCUCAGGAGGGACAGGAGAGCAGAGGGAUACAGGUUCAAGCUACAGACAGCCAGCAGCGGGCCUACUCUGAGCUGCUGACCAUCGCUCAGCCCUGUUUGAACUCUGCCAGAGAGCUGGGGCUCAACUUCCUGGUGUGGGGAGACUUCAGCUGCCUGACCCCCGACCGAACACAUUUCCUCCUCAAACAGCAGGAGAGGGUGCUCUGCAGAAAGCAUGCACAGAGCACAGAGCUGAUCAGAGAUCAGGAGCUUCUCUUCAGCAAGGUGACUCUGAUUCAUGUGCUGGUGACGUUCAAGGAGCUGCUGCUGAAGUGCGACCUCAGUACUGGAUUGGCGUACCUGACUCAGGCAGCUGAGACAUGUUCGGAGCAGAUUCUGCAGCAGCUGGUGAAGAGGAUGCAGAUCAUCUUCUUCCUCAGUCACAAGAACCAGGAGCCCAACCUCAAAGUGCAGGAGCUGCAGCAGCUGCUGGCUGAAUGGCUGCACAGCAGGAAAGGACACAACAACAUGGACAAAAUUCUUGUCAUAUUAUCAGUCGACUCUGACGACAGCAGAUCCACGAUCAUCAACAGCUUGAGCCAAGUGGCCGGUGCAGCUGUAACGUCAGUUCGUCCUGAGGAGAACAAAACCAAACUGAAUGGUGCCAGCGUGGUCAGCAGUGUGUGUGACAGUGUGUGUGUAGUGGUGUAUGAGCAGCAUAUAGGCCCCGACUUCCCCUGGAACAGUUUCUGUCUGGUGGUGGAGUACGACCAUCCAGGUCAGUCUCCAUGGUCCACAGUCUGCAGAGAGAGGAGCAUCAGUCACCUCUCUUUCAACACCAGCAUCUCUGACUCUGAGAAGGGGAAAGACCCCUGGUGCCUGGAAGACAACGUUCCUUAUGUGUUGUUGGUGACUGAGGAGUUUCUUAACUGUCCACUGCUGCUGCAGACACUUGAGUCAGAGUUUAAUAUAACUGUGUUGGAGAGGAGUCACUGUCCGUCCUUGCAGAUGCUCGGAGGGACUCAUCACUAUGCUGUGAUCACAGUGGAUGAAAGUACAGCCAUUAUCAUUCAGGAUCAGGAUGAACUGGAUCAGGAACAAGCCAGUGAGGGACUGGUGAUGAGGCUGACUGCUCUCUGUCUUCAGUACAACUGCUGCUGGGUGAUCCUGCACUGCCCAGACAUCCAGGGAGGAGGAUUUUCCAGCGAAGCCUUCAGCAACUUGCUGUUGGUUUAUUCGUCUCUGGUGCUGUUUGGAACAAAGUCCAAGGAUCUAGAUGUCAAGGUGCUGAUAGUGUCUGAGGUUUGUGAAAUUGCCAAGUGGAUCAGUCAGAUCUGCUUCCACAGCCUGAUGUCCAGUGACAGGGAUCCUCUCAGCUUCCUGAACAGAGACUGGUUGACUGUGAUCCCUUCACAGGAGGAAAAGUGUCUGCUGCAGUUCCCAUGUGUUAACCCUCUGGUGAGUCAGCUCAUGCUGAGGAGAGCUCCGUCCUCACAGUGGCUCCUGGGGGCCUCUCUGUCUCAGCUGGGUGAGCUCCUCCCUGAGGUGCCACAGAAAGUCCUCAAGCUUUUCAGUGACACCACCUCCCUGUUCACACUGACCACAGACCCGAACCACCUUGAGUCUCAGGCAGUCGUCACUGAGACAAACCGACAACCCCCCACCCCCCCUCAUCCAGAGGCGUUCUGCAGCCAAACCACCACCAGCUUCCUGUUUGGAGCUGAAAGUGCAGAGACCAGCUUCUGUGAACGAGACCCAGACCCGACGGUGCAGGAUGAAAGCACCGAUUUCACAUUCGACCUGAGUUGUUCUUUCGGCGGCCCAGAUGUUCACCUGCAGAGCAGCUGGACGGGCGGGGAGCUGCAGAGAGAGGAGUUGACGUUUUCUGGAUUAAAAAGCAGAGCCGGAGCAGUGGGGAGAGUUGUGAGGAGAGUAAACGACCAGUGGACACUUGGGCCUCCACCGAACCAAAGCGGCUUCGCCAACUACCUCCACACUGCUGACGACAGUCCUCUCAAACUGGACUCCACAUUCAGAUACAGCCCCCAGCCACCACCUGACGUCAGCACUCAAAUAUCUGCAUACUCCACAGUCUGCGUCGACUUCCAGCAGACUAACAACCUUCACAUCACCUGCAGUCUGAGCCCUCCCACUGCAGGGGUCACAGCGUGGGGUCGAGCUGAAAGCAACGACGACUACGUCUCCAGCAUCGGAGGGAUGACAGCAACUUCACCUCAGUACGGCUCCAGAUGCUGGAUCGGACGAGAGAGGAAGAGGAGUGGAGAGGCUGCCGGUUUGGUUGGAACAGCGUUGACUCCACUGAAGAAGGGAAGGCUGAGCUACGAGAGGGUUCCCGGCAGGAGUGACGGUCAGACCAGGCUGAAGUUAUUUUAAAUAUAUAUGAUUUGAUCCUAACGUUGUCCUUACAGUUCUGCUAAAUUCAAGUUUUAAUUCAGAGGAAAUUUCACUUUUAUUAGACAAGAGUUUUCAGUGCGAACUAGUUUUUUGCAUAAAAUAUCUACAUUUUAAAACCAGCACUGUUUUGUUCUUUUAAGCUGUGUCGGAUGAAAUGUGAUGCAUCAAAAUGUUAAAAUACUAAUAUACAAAACACUAUACGUUUUUACAUUUCACAGCACGAAUGUAAUUAUUUGUGAUUUUAUAAAUUAAAACUAAGAACAGUUUAUUAUUUAUUUAAUUAUUUAUAAGUGUCCUGCACCCUGUAACCUCUCCUGUUCAUUUAUAAACAGAUAAUAAAUGGUAAUAUAACA
Hippoglossus stenolepis (Pacific halibut) is the source of this 4992-nucleotide messenger RNA. Its product is annotated as protein shortage in chiasmata 1 ortholog. Lineage: Eukaryota; Metazoa; Chordata; Actinopteri; Pleuronectiformes; Pleuronectidae. Gene Ontology annotation, molecular function: ATP hydrolysis activity; single-stranded DNA binding. Gene Ontology annotation, cellular component: condensed nuclear chromosome. The record is from RefSeq and is a predicted model, not a curated record. The coding region runs from base 29 to 4618 and encodes 1529 amino acids. The transcript is spliced from 28 exons. Gene Ontology annotation, biological process: resolution of meiotic recombination intermediates.